AUUGCUAAUAUUAUUUGUGCGCUCUUUGUUGCAAUUGGCUGGCAACUCUGUGUGUGCUCUGAACACGUCAUCAGCUGAGCGAGCUAAACAUUGUUAUUGUUGCAUUCCGUGAAUUGUGUUCAUCUAUAUUGCAAUUGCAUCUAAAUAAAUUGUGCGAAUUACCCUGGUCGCACAAUUAAACGCAAUUUGGGGCAGUCAGCACACUGCCAGCAGCCCGACGCAAUAGGAAGUGGUGGUGUGGCGCCUAAAUAUAGAAGCAGUCUGUUUUUCUGACGAAACGUACACGCACCGCCCGUGACAUUGGUUCACAUUCAGUGUGGAAGAAGGCAGCGGGGAGCAAAGCGGAGGCAGAGAGAGAGAGUGAGCAAAAAUAAAACGAGGAAGCGUCUUUCGGCCACUGGCAGUAUCAGCUGUUAACUCUGGCCGCAAGCAAAAAGUUUUAUUAUUAAACGCAUGCAAAGCAAUUGCCAAACGAUUUUUAGUAACAUUCCCUGGAAUCAAGUGAGCGAGCGAGCGUUAGCAGCAGCAGCGACUGAGGCCAGCGCAACUGGAAACUGGAAAGGCAAUUGAAAUCUGUUAAAAAACAGCGGCAGCGGCAGUCAGAGCGCAGUGCAUUUAAUCAAAACAAUUUUUUGUGUUGUGUAAUCGACAAGUGAACGCACAGUCUGACCCUCAACAUGUCCAGCAAUAGCAGCAGCGAUGAAGGCAAGCCAGCGCCCGUGCCUGUAUCUACAGCAGUGCACGUACAGGAGCCUACCAAGAAGAUAACGCCGCCCGCGGGCAUGAAGUAUCUGAUAGGUGGCGCUAGUGGCAUGGGCGCCACGAUGGUUGUGCAGCCCUUGGAUCUCAUCAAGAAUAGAAUGCAAAUCUCUGGUGCGGGCAGCGGCAAGAAGGAAUUCCGCAGCUCGUUCCACUGCAUGCAGACGGUGAUCAGCAAGGAGGGGCCUUUGGCGCUGUACCAGGGCAUAUCGGCGGCAUUGCUGAGACAAGCCACCUACACCACAGGUCGCCUGGGUGUGUACACUUGGUUGAACGAGGAGUAUCGCAUUCGCUUCAAGGGUGAUCCCAAUGUGUUUGCCAGCAUGGCAAUGGGCAUGAUGGCAGGUGCUGGUGGCGCAUUUAUUGGCACGCCUGCAGAGGUGGCGCUGAUUCGCAUGACCUCAGAUGGACGUCUGCCGAUGGCGGAGCGUCGCAACUACACCAAUGUGGGCAAUGCGCUGGUGAGAAUGACACGCGAGGAGGGACUGACGGCGCUGUGGCGCGGCUGUCUGCCAACUGUGGGACGUGCAAUGGUCGUUAACAUGACCCAGCUGGCCAGUUACUCGCAGUUCAAGACGUACUUCCGCACCGGACCACUCAAAAUGGAGGAGGGCAUCAAGUUGCAUUUCUGCGCCAGCAUGUUGAGCGGUCUGUUGACAACGAUCGCCUCCAUGCCGCUGGACAUUGCCAAGACGCGCAUACAGAACAUGAAGAUGGUGGAUGGCAAGCCGGAAUAUCGCGGCUCAUUCGAUGUGCUGGCGCGUGUGGCACGUCAGGAGGGCGUGUUUGCGCUCUGGAAGGGAUUCACACCCUACUAUUUCCGUCUGGGACCGCACACUGUGAUUACGUUCAUACUGAUGGAGCAGCUCAACCAGAGUUUCAACAAAUAUGUGCUUGGAGUGGAGAAGAAGAAUUCGGGCAUAUAGAGAGAGAGAGAGACAGAAAGCGUGUUACUGCCUUGUUGUUGUUAAAGUUUAGCCGCUAAUCUAUAACACUGUUAAUCGAUAUAUCCAUGUAACUAACACAUAUUCCAAACCAGCCAAGCGAUGAAUCAAAUUGAGGACAAUACGAGUAAAGCAACGAAUACGUGCAGCCACAACGAUGCGUCUGUGUGUGUGCGCGUUUAGUAUGUAUAUAACCAAUAUAGGGGCAUUUAAAUGUCAGCAAUUCCGGUGACAAUACUUAUUACAACAAUGUUGAAAUUUAAACGAUUUUUUUCUAUAUAGUAUAUAUACAUGUGUGUACACGAUAGAGUAGCGCCCUAAGUAACAAAAUAUGGUUUGCUCAUUUAAGCACAAAAAUAAAAACAUAAGACGAUCACAAA
Messenger RNA from Drosophila busckii, 2083 nucleotides. Its product is annotated as mitochondrial 2-oxoglutarate/malate carrier protein. The transcript has a single exon. Gene Ontology annotation, biological process: succinate transmembrane transport; thiosulfate transport; oxaloacetate transport. Lineage: Eukaryota; Metazoa; Arthropoda; Insecta; Diptera; Drosophilidae. The coding region runs from base 678 to 1685 and encodes 335 amino acids. The record is from RefSeq and is a predicted model, not a curated record. Gene Ontology annotation, molecular function: succinate transmembrane transporter activity; antiporter activity; thiosulfate transmembrane transporter activity.